UCGCCUGCAAGAGGUUAUCAGGUUAUCGUCUUGAUCGUCCGCACGAAACAACAAUAUACAAACGACCUCGCACCUCCGCACACCACAAACAAACCACACUCACCCAAUACACUCCCGCCGUCGAGUCUCAAAACAAACACUCUUACCCUCCUUAGCCUCUUGCGCCCACACAACAACACCCUUUCAUCCCCACCCCCAAAACAACCCCCAAUACGAAAACAACAGCGCGCCUACAAUCCCACGCCGGCACAACAACCACACGACCACACCAUCGCAAGCCCACAUCCCACAAUGGGAAACUGCCUCACCAAAUCUCCCCCAUCCUACGACCACUACGAGGAAACCCCACCACCGAGACUUGUCCCCGCCCCUCGCAACAGCGACACCAACAGACCCGUAGCCCGUCUACCCUACGAGCAGCAAAUCCAAAUGUCAAGCCGUCAAUCGAGCAGACACACCUUCUCACCUCCAUCUGCACCCCCUCAACCGCAGCAAAAAGCACCAAAAGAGCCUCCCCGCCAACUCCCCACCGACCAAGCCUGGAUCGCGGACAUGAGGCUCAAGAUGGAAGAACAGCAAGAUGCGCUGCGCCGGAGGAACUUCUACCGCAAUGGAAUCCGCGACCAGCGUGCCAAUGCGUCGACGAAGUCCAUCUUGCCGCAUCAUUGGGAUUUCGAUCUGGAGAGCGAGACGGAUGAGGAGAAGUUGAGGAAUUUUCUCUGGGAGCAUACCGAGAUUGGACGGGAGGAUAGAAGGAGGUAUGAGCCGCGUGGUAGUGAGGAGAAUGGUUGUGGUGGGAAAGGGAGGUAGGGGGUUGGGUUGGUGCUCGGUGCUGUUGUUG
Periconia digitata is the source of this 841-nucleotide messenger RNA. Lineage: Eukaryota; Fungi; Ascomycota; Dothideomycetes; Pleosporales; Periconiaceae. The record is from the annotation of a GenBank genome assembly.